This is a messenger RNA of Anneissia japonica, 451 nucleotides long. Its product is annotated as adenylate kinase 7-like. The annotation marks the transcript as partial. The transcript has 3 exons. Lineage: Eukaryota; Metazoa; Echinodermata; Crinoidea; Comatulida; Comatulidae. The record is from RefSeq and is a predicted model, not a curated record.
AAAGGUCAAAGCAGUCAGAGCCUUAGCGACCAUUGACAACCAAAAAUAAAUCAUGGCAGAGGAGGGAGAGAGCACUACUAUUCAGGAAAAAACAACAAGACGACGAAUAUUUGUAAACCAUGUUGAUAGUUAUGAGGGAGGAGUAAUAUCAAAGUACCUCUCAAGUUGCAUCGUCAAUGCUUCCAUAGAAGAAAUAGAGGAGGAAGAAGAUGUAGAAUCCGUAAAGAGUGAUGGUAUGAACACAAAGGAAGGUACAUAUGAGAUUGUCGGUACCUUGAAGAAACAGGAUGGAGAUAAACCAGACUGGGUGACAGAAAUCUUCAAUUUUGGAGACAAGAAACAGAUGUUGGAACAUAUGUCUGAAUGUGACAUCGUCAUUUACGAUAUCAAUGAAGACCAGGGUCAAAUUGAUGAAGCAACAUGGGCUGUGUCAGGUACAGUUUCUUUCAAA